Haliotis rufescens (red abalone) is the source of this 1612-nucleotide messenger RNA. RefSeq lists its product as uncharacterized. The record is from RefSeq and is a predicted model, not a curated record. The transcript has a single exon. The coding region runs from base 104 to 1009 and encodes 301 amino acids. NCBI's taxonomy places the organism in Eukaryota, Metazoa, Mollusca, Gastropoda, Lepetellida, Haliotidae.
GGAGACAGAGUGAACGGAGAGCCGGUAUGCCGAUGUAAUUCCCUGUUUUUCCAGCUCAAAUGAUCACGGCCACAGUGUUGAUUAUUGGGUGUACGUUUAGGCCAUGAUAUCUGAGGGUGUUCGUGAUGAGGAAUCUUUCACUGACAGGGUGUCACGAGACAGACGACUGGCAGACGUGAAACGCGGGGCUGGAUACACUCGGACUAUCGACACACUGGCGGACAGGCAAUGGAACGCUCACGCAGGGCGCCCAAUAGCUGAGAACCCCAAAGUUAAAAAUGUCCUACAGUUUCACAGUCGAGCUGUGCAUAAAGAUUCCCCUAAUACACCCGCUAUGUCACAAGUGAAGUUCCAACGUUCGCCAGCUCCACCUUUAACUGGAUUACAACUUGCGUCACAGCCCUUUAACACCUGGGGAACAAGCAACUGCGAGUUUGACAAGAAGCUGAUGCCGGACAACAAAUUGAGUGUGGGGCUUCCAAAACGUGGAGUGGUGAUGAGUAGAGUUGCCGGAAGUCAACGAGAUAGACCUUUCAGGACAAAUACGAACUUCAGAUCUCGUAAUGGAACUAUCAGAAUAAUCGAACCGUUACAACCCCUGCCGCCAAGGGACCAACGAAUGAAACAACUGUCUGAGUUCGAUCCUGAAGCAGUGGAACGUGAGAAGACCUAUCUUAUGUUGAGGCGGAUUGACCAAAUUUUGCAUCCUGCCAAGAUGUUUUUCAGAAGCGAGGUCAGUUCCUCGGAAAUUGAGAUAGUGUCUCAGAAUGAGGAGAGUGUCGGAGACAGAGUGGGUAGAUCCGACCAGGUUUCUUCUCAACAACCAAAACAUGGACUACGCCGUGAGAGACUAGCCGAUAGGAAAGCAGGACGCAAGACACAGAAACGGUGUGAUGGACGGUACAGUUACUCUCUGACUCCUGUCAUUGAUCAGUUAGAAAAGAGUGAGUUAGAUGCUUAUAGGAAGUGCCAAAUAUGGAUUGACAGAUGUUCGACAUUCCCUCAAUAAACUCGCAGUGUGUAAGUUAUUUACGCAAGUCAUCUUGCACCUCUGGGCAUGCUUGAGUCCCUUGUGUUUGGAGACUGAUGGUGGCGGUAAUCGGGAAUAAUAAUAAUAAUAAUAAUAUUAAUAUUAAUAAUAUGUCCAUUAAUUAUGCGCCAGAUUCUAUUCAUCAAGUUAAACCAUUAUUACCCCGAUCCAUGGAUCCGUGUUUUCAUUCUCAGCUUCCUGGGGAGUAUACAACUGAAGCUGUCUGUGAGGCGCUAUAAGGUUAACAGUAACAUUACCGUCUCAUCCUACCGGGUACCCAUUUCCUGAAGGGAAACAGAGGCAUAUUACGAACAAAGUCUCUUACCAGAGUAGCCUAGUGGUUAAAGCGUUCGCUCGACACGCCGAAGACACGGGUUCGAUUCCCGACAUGGGUACAAUGUGUGGUGUCCCCCGCCGUGAUAUUGCUGGGAUAUUCCUGAAAGCGGCGUAAAACCAUGCUCACUCACUCUUACCAGAGGAGACAGCACGCGUAACGUAGUACGCGAAUUCUGCAAUGUGACUGUUCAUAGUUAAUGCGAAAUGUAGACAAUAACGUGUAUCAACCAUAAAGUCUACCAAAAG